AUGAAAUCCAAAAAAAUAUCUAGGAAGUCAUUUUCUGAAACAGAAUUGAACGCUGAGUCGAAUGGUGGUAGUCUGGUCGCCAGCCGUCGCUGCGGUCCGGAGCUAUGGCUGGCUGAAAUUUUGGCGAGAAGGGUGAAAUCCCAAAAAAUAUCGAGAAAUCAUUUUCUGAAUGAGAAUUUGACGCUGAGUCGUAUGGUGGUAGUCGUGCCCUCAGCCGUGGCGGCGGUCCCAAGCUAUGCCUGGCUGAAAAUUUGGCGAGAAGAGUGAAAUCCAAAAAAAUAUCGAGGAAGUCAUUUUCUGAAUGAGAAUUUCACGCUGCGUCGAAUGGUGGUAGUCACGUCGUCAGCCGUCGCUGCAGUCCCGAGCUAUGGCUCGCUGAAAAUUUGGCGAGAAGGGUGAAAUCCCAAAAAAUAUCGAGGAAGUCAUUUUUUGAAUCAGAAUUUAACGCUGAGUCGAAUGGUGGUAGUCUGGUCGCCAGCCGUCGCUGCAGUCCCGAGGAAUGGCUGGCUGAAAAUUUGGCGAGAAGGGUGAAAUCCCAAAAAAUAUCAAGAAAUCAUUUUCUGAAUGAGAAUUUGACGCUGAGUCGUAUGGUGGUAGUCGUGCCCUCAGCCGUGGCGGCGGUCCCAAGCUAUGCCUGGCUGAAAAUUUGGCGAGAAGAGUGAAAUCCAAAAAAAUAUCGAGGAAGUCAUUUUCUGAAUGAGAAUUUCACGCUGCGUCGAAUGGUGGUAGUCACGUCGUCAGCCGUCGCUGCAGUCCCGAGCUAUGGCUCGCUGAAAAUUUGGCGAGAAGGGUGAAAUCCCAAAAAAUAUCGAGGAAGUCAUUUUUUGAAUCAGAAUUUAACGCUGAGUCGAAUGGUGGUAGUCUGGUCGCCAGCCGUCGCUGCAGUCCCGAGGAAUGGCUGGCUGAAAAUUUGGCGAGAAGGGUGAAAUCCCAAAAAAUAUCGAGGAAGUCAUUUUUUGAGUGAGAAUUUGAUGCUGAGUCGUAUGGUGGUAGUCGCGUCGUCAGCCGUGGCUGUGGUCGCGAGCUAUGGCUGGCUGAAAAUUUGGCGAGAAGGGUGAAAUCCCAAAAAAUAUCGAGGAAGACAUUUUCUGAAUCAGAAUUUGACGCUGAGUCGUAUGGUGGUUGUCUGGUCGCCAGCCGUCGUUGCGUUCCCGAGCUAUGGCUGGCUGAAAAUUUGGCGAGAAGGGUGAAAUCCCUAAAAAUAUCGAGGAAGUCAUUUUCUGAAACAGAAUUGAACGCUGAGUCGAAUGGUGGUAGUCUGGUCACCAGCCGUCGCUGCGGUUCCGAGCUAUGGCUGGCUGAAAAUUUGGCGAGAAGGGUGAAAUCCAAAAAAAUAUCGAGGAAGUCAUUUUCUGAAUCAGAAUUUAAAGCUGAGUGGAAUGAUGGUAGUCUGGUCGCCAGCCGUCGCUGCGGUCCGGAGCUAUGGCUGGUUGAAAUUUUGGCGAGAAGGGUCAAAUCCCAAAAAAUAUCGAGGAAGUCAUUUUCUGAAUGAGAAUUUGACGCUGAGUCGUAUGGUGGUAGUCGCGUCCUCAGCCGUGGCGGCGGUCCCAAGCUAUGCCUGGCUGAAAAUUUGGCGAGAAGAGUGAAAUCCAAAAAAAUAUCGAGGAAGUCAUUUUCUGAAUGAGAAUUUAACGCUGAGUCGAAUGGUGGUAGUCGCCACGCCAGCCGUUGCAGGGGUCCCGAGCUAUGCCUGCCUGAAAAUUUGGGAGAAGGGUGAAAUCCCAAAAAAUAUCGAGGAAGUCAUUUUCUGAAUCAGAAUUUGGAAUCACUUCACGUCAGAGACCAUCACGUCAGAGACUAUCAUAUCAACUAACCAUUAAUAAUUCUUCUAGUGUUAACAAUAACUUGCAAAAUAGAAAUCUUGUUCGUGUUCCUUUGUCCAACCCUGCCUCUCCAAACGCUUCCGCACUCUCGUGGUCACUCACGUCGAAAACCACUAAUGAUACGUCCUCAGCCCAUUUAACAAAAAAGUCAGAUAACAGCCUCAGUACCCUUCCAGGUCUCAAACUGGUCCACCUAAACAUCCGCUCUCUGAAAAAUAACGCCCAUUUUUUAGAAUUACGUAAGUUUACCAAAUUUAACAAAAUUGACGUCCUUACAGUAUCAGAGACAUGGUUAAAUACCUCCGUCACAAACAAGGAAAUCGAAAUCGAAGGUUAUAAGCUACAUCGUUUAGACCGACUACACAAGAAAGGGGGCGGGGUAUGUGCUUACAUACGAAAAGAUAUUAAAUCUCUUGUACUUAAAGACCUCAGUUAUAUCUCCGAGACGAAUUUCCAUCAAUUAUGGAUCAAAUUACAGCACAAAAAAUCUAAAUCACUGUUGGUCUGUGUCUCUUAUCGACCCCCAGACAGCCCGCUUGACUGCUUCGAAAAAUAUUUUAAACCUAAUUAUGUUCAUGCCCUGACGAUGGCAAAGUUGAUCAUUCUUCUUGGAGACCUAAACUGCGAUAUGCUUAAGCCCACACCUGGAUCAGCGUCUUUGAUCAAGACGACAAAAGAACUCAACCUUAACCAGUUAAUAAAAUCACCAACAAGAAUUACUGAAUCCAGUCAGGCCCUCGUCGACGUUAUUUUCGUAUCCUCGCCAAGACUAGUAGUCAACAGCGGCGUCAUAGAAACCUGUAUCAGCGAUCAUUUCCCUGUGUAUGUAUCACUAAAACUUAAAACCGACAAAUCUCCACCAAACUAUAUCACUACCCGCAGCUACAAUAAAUACGACCUUGAUUUGUUCGCGAUCGAUCUGGCAUCCAACCGUGAUCGUCUUGUUUCCAUUUUCAGAACGGACAAUGUUGAUGAAAAACUAACCAUUUUUAAUGAAAUAUUUUUAAAUACAUUGGAUAAACACGCCCCAGUAAAGACCAUAAAAGUACGCGGAAAAUCUUGCCCAUUUAUCACCUCGGAAAUAAAAGCAUCCAUGAUCAAAAGAGACCAGCUCCACAGUCUUUUCAGGAAAACACGUGAUCAUUAUGGACAGAUUUAUAAAACGGACAGAUUUAUGAAAUCGUUUUUUCCACAGAUGGUUUCACAUAUGAAUAGACCAUAAUUUUAAUAUUUUUAAUAUUUUUAAAUUUGAACUCUAUAACUUUUUUAACUGAAGUUAUGAAUAAUUUUAUGCAUCUAGAUAUUCUAUUGUAGUAUAAUGAGACUUUUUACUGAUGUAAUUUAACCUAAUAGGUUACAAAUCGGUAUUUUUUUAUUAAAUUAUUAAUUAUGAUUGGCUUAAUUUCAGAGAGGCCCGUAAUUUUACAAAAACCGCACUUGUUAAUGCACAGAAAGAACAUGUACUGAAGGAAGUUCAGCAACACAGAAACAAUACUGGGUCACUUUGGAAGGUAAUUAAAGAAAAUAUAGCGUAUAGGGAAAGAGAGUCAGUGGUCUACAGUAAGGAACCGAAAUUAUUGGCCGAAGAGUUUAAUCAUUUCUUUUCCACCAUCGGUGUGAAUGCAGCAAAGAAAGCCUCAACACUAAUACAAGAUCCUAGUGUUUAUCCAGCUCGGAAUCUUUCUGACGUAAAUCGCACAGAUAACAGCUACCCUGAAGAAAAUGAUAGAUUUAGUUUCACCCCAGUCUCUUGUUCAGAAAUAAGGAACAUCAUAUUAGCUAUGCCGUCAAACAAAUCACCCGGCAAAGACAAAGUGAGUAUGCGUGUCAUCAAACACAGCCUACCGGUAAUUCUUGGGCCCCUCACCGAUACCAUUAACUGUUCACUGUCGUCAUCUUCGUUCCCUACAGCAUGGAAAGAGGCAGAAGUUAUCCCUUUGUUAAAGGAUGGAAACCACGAGGAAGCAUCAAAUAACCGCCCACUUUCUCUCCUUACCUUUCUUUCGAAAAUUUGUGAGAAAGUCGCCUUGAAUCAAUUUGGUUCGUAUCUAAUGAAGAACAAAAAAAAAAAUAAAAAAAAUUGUCAACCCACCAGAGCGGGAACAAGAAACAUCACUCAUGCGAAACAUUGA
Molecule: messenger RNA, 3955 nt
Organism: Paramuricea clavata
Lineage: Eukaryota; Metazoa; Cnidaria; Anthozoa; Malacalcyonacea; Plexauridae
Source: the annotation of a GenBank genome assembly